AUGGGUGCUAUCGAUAGAACCUCAGCAGUCGCUGGCCAGCUCUCCAGCCCCAAGCAGGGCAAGGCGAGACUCCUUGAGAAGAACCCCGAUGAUGUCGUCGUGACAGCAUGCCUCCGAACAGCAUUCACAAAGGGUGGCAAGGGUGGAUUCAAGGACACCAUGGCCUCCGACCUGGUCGCCGGUGCACUGAAGGGCAUCAUCGACCGCUCCAAGAUCGACCCUACCUUGGUUGAGGAUGUCUGCGUUGGAACCGUCCUUGCCCCCGGUGGCGGUGCCACCGAGAUGCGAGCCGCUGCCCUGGUCGCCGGCUUCACAGAGGGCACCGCUGUGCGAACCCUCAACAGGCAGUGCUCUUCCGGUCUGCAAGCCUGCGUGGAUGUGGCGAACCAGAUCAGCACUGGCAUGAUCGAGGUCGGCAUUGGUGCCGGUGUUGAGUCCAUGUCAACGCAAUACGGCCCCGGCGCCGUCUCUGAGUUCUCAGAACUCCUCGAGUCCCACCCCGAGGCUGCCAACUGCAAGGUUCCCAUGGGAGUCCUGUCCGAGCAGAUGGCCAAGGACCGCGGCGUCUCCCGGGCCAGCCAGGACGCCUUCGCCGCCAGCUCCUACCAGAAGGCUCUCAAGGCCCAGCAGCAGGGCCUGUUCGACCAGGAGAUCCUCCCUCUCAAGGUCAAGUUCGAGGACCCCAAGUCGGGCGAGACCAAGGAGAUCGUCGUGGACAAGGACGACGGUGUGCGCCCGGGCAUUACCGCCGAAUCCCUGGGCAAGAUCAAGCCGGCCUUCGCCAAGGACGGCAGCAUCCACGCCGGCAACGCCUCGCAGAUCAGCGACGGUGCCGCCGCCGUGCUGCUGAUGAAGCGCAGCACCGCCCAGCGCCUAGGCCAGCCAAUCCUCGGCAAGUACGUGGCGGCCAGCAUCGUCGGCGUCAAGCCCCUGCUCAUGGGCGUCGGGCCCUGGAAGGCUAUCCCCAAGGUCUUCGAGCUCACGGGCAUCACCAAGGACGACGUCGACAUCUUCGAGAUCAACGAGGCCUUUGCCAGCCAGUGCCUGUGGUGCGCCAACGAGCUGGGCCUGCCCCAGGAGAAGAUCAACCCCAAGGGCGGCGCGAUCGCCUUCGGCCACCCGCUCGGCUGCACCGGCGCCAGGCAGGUCUCCACCCUGCUGUACGAGCUCAAGAGGAGGGGCGAGCAGAUCGGCGUCACGAGCAUGUGUAUCGGUACGGGCAUGGGAAUGGCUGCUGUCUGGGUUGCCGAGUAG
Molecule: messenger RNA, 1254 nt
Organism: Diaporthe citri
Lineage: Eukaryota; Fungi; Ascomycota; Sordariomycetes; Diaporthales; Diaporthaceae
Exons: 5
Coding region: 1-1254 (417 amino acids)
Biological process (GO): phenylacetate catabolic process; fatty acid beta-oxidation
Cellular component (GO): peroxisome
Molecular function (GO): acetyl-CoA C-acyltransferase activity
Source: RefSeq, a predicted model, not a curated record